UUCUUCUUUAACUACGGGAGAUGAAAGAAAACUCCUCUUGAGAACCUGAAUCUGUCUCCACCACCCCAUGCUCUAAGAAUCAAUGCCAAGGAUGGAAAGACAUCAGUUCUGCUCUGUUCUCCUCAUUCUGAUACUAUUGACUCUGGUGAGCCUUACCUUGACUGGCUGGGCAUGGACCAUCCCUGAUUGCAUCAUAGCAGACAGCUUGUUAUUUCCUAACCUUUCCUACUACAUCCCGUUCUGUACCUCAGCCCCAGGACUGCACCUUUUGGCAUCUUGCUCUAAUGUUAAAAACUUAAAUCAGACCCUAGAAAGAGUGCCCAGAAAUACAGAGGUACUCUGCCUCCAGGGCAUAGUUCCUACUCUGCCAGCUAAGGCCUUUAUUCGAUUUUACUCCCUACAGCUUCUAAGGUUGCAAUUGGGUACAACCAGUGUCACAUCUAGGACUUUUCAAGGGCUGGACCAGCUACAAUACCUUUUUUUUGAGCAUCAUGCUCCCUGUUGCCUAAGUUUGUUCCUCUCUCCAAAUUGUUUAGAGUCUCUCAGAUCCCUUAGUAGUCUUUCCUUUCAAGGAUACUGCCUGACUUAUAGCCAAAGCAUCUACUUGCCAACUAGUCUUAGGCAUCUAACUCUGAGGAAUAGCUGUCUGACAAAGUUGCAGGACCUUCAAAGGCUCUUCCCAGACCUUCUGCUGAGUACCUCCUCUACACCCAAUAACAAACCAGUGGCACCCUUUCUAGAGACGCUGGAUUUAUCUUACAACCUUCAGCUGAAGCAGGCAGGUGUCAGAGACUUGUAUGGACUCACACUCCAUUCCCUAAUAUUGGAUGGCACCCCACUAAGAGCACUUGAUCUCACAGACUCAGGACUGCUCCACUUGCACUUCCUCUCCCUUGUGGGAACAGGGAUAGAAAAAGUGCCUGCAAGUUUGACUGGCCACUCUGAGCUUCGUGCACUUGACCUUGGGAAAAACCAAAUCCAAAACAUCUUGGAAAAUGGAGAACUCCCAGGUUAUAAAGCCCUGGAAUUCCUUAGCCUUCAUGAUAACCAUCUGCAAACACUUCCCAUCAGGUUUCUACAUACUCUACCCCAGCUUCAGAAGCUCAACCUAUCUAUGAAUAAGCUUGGCCCAAUCUUGGAGCUUCCAGGACUCUUUAGCACAAACUUAAAAGUGCUAGAUCUGUCCCACAAUCAACUCUGUGAUGUGCCCCAUGGGGCUUUCUCCCUUCUGUCACAGCUCCAGGAGCUCUGGUUGAGUGGCAAUAACAUCUCUAGUUUAUCCAAUGAAAGCCUGCAGGGACUGAGGCAGCUGAGGACACUAGACUUAAGUUGGAAUCAAAUUAAAGUACUCAAACCAGGCUGGCUCUCUCAUCUUCCUGCUCUGACUACCUUGAACCUUCUGGGCACCUACUUAGAGCGUAUCGUAGGCAUACAACUUCAGGGUCCCAAGAUGCUAAGGCAUCUACAACUGGGUUCUUAUCCAAUGCUGGACAUAUAUCCUCCCUGGCUCCCAACACUCCUUAGCUUAGAAAUACAAGCAGAAACAUGUAUUCAGUUUAUGAUUCCCAGUGGACAGCCAUUCUUAUUCUUGGAGAACCUUACCUUAGAGACUUCCAUUCUAUUACUAAAACCAGACAACAUCACAAUUCGUUUUCCCUCCCUGCGUCGCCUCACCUUGCGUGGCUACAGCUUCACCUUCUCAACCAGUCAACUUCAGAGAUUCUUCCCACAACAGCUUCCUCUUCUGGAGCACUUAUUUAUCUGGUGUGAAAACAGCUAUGCAGUAGACCUCUAUCUAUUUGGGAUGCCCAGGCUACGUGUGCUAGAGCUGGGGUACCUUAACUUUUUCUAUGAGUCAAGUACUAUUAAGCUAGAGAUGCUAUUGAAGGAGGUGCCUCAGUUACAGGUACUGGCAUUGAGCCACCUGAAUCUCAGGAACCUCUCUGUGUCCAGCUUUAAGAGCUUGCGGGACCUCAAACUACUGCUCUUCAACUCUGAAAGGGCGCUGGAGAUGAACAGCAACCUCGAAGAGUUAAUUCCUCAGAUGCCUCAGUAUGUUUACUUCUCAGAUGUCACCUUUACUUGCCAGUGUGAAGCUUCCUGGCUGGAGUCUUGGGCUACACGGGCCCCAAACACUUUUGUUUAUGGGCUGGAAAAAUCCAUUUGCAUAGCUAAUGCCUCAGACUACUCCAAAACUCUACUAUUUUCCUUCCUUGCUACUAAUUGUCCACAUGGUACUGAGUUUUGGGGCUUUCUCACCAGUUUCAUUCUGCUGCUUCUGCUGAUUAUCCUUCCUCUGAUUAGCUGUCCUAAAUGGUCCUGCCUUCAUCACCUCUGGACACUCUUUCACACUUGUUGGUGGAAAUUAUGUGGACAUAGACUCAGAGGCCAAUUCAACUAUGAUGUCUUUAUAUCCUAUUGUGAGGAAGAUCAAGCUUGGGUACUGGAAGAACUGGUUCCAGUUCUGGAGAAAGCCCCUCCUGAAGGUGAAGGCUUGAGGUUGUGCCUGCCUGCCAGGGACUUUGGGAUUGGAAAUGACAGGAUGGAAUCCAUGAUUGCCAGCAUGGGCAAAAGCAGAGCCACCCUAUGUGUGCUCACAGGACAGGCCUUAGCAAGUCCCUGGUGCAAUCUAGAGUUACGACUGGCCACUUACCACUUGGUAGCCAGGCCUGAGACCACUCAUCUCCUGCUGUUGUUUCUGGAGCCCCUUGAUAGGCAGAGGCUCCAUAGUUACCAUCGCCUAUCCCGUUGGCUCCAGAAGGAGGACUAUUUUGAUUUGUCCCAAGGGAAAGUGGAGUGGAACACUUUCUGUGAGCAACUGAAGAGACGGCUCAGCAAAGCUGGUCAAGAAAGAGAUUAAGGACUGCAGGAAUGUUGUUGUGCAGAAGAUCCUUUCAGCAGCAGAGGGAAUGUGCUCUCAUCACUAAAGCAUGGACUCACCAAGGGGGCAAAAUGAUAUAUUAAAUUCCACUGGGAGGGAAGUCUUUUAAAACA
This is a messenger RNA of Mus caroli (Ryukyu mouse), 2994 nucleotides long. RefSeq names its product toll-like receptor 11. Gene Ontology annotation, molecular function: signaling receptor activity; protein binding. Gene Ontology annotation, biological process: inflammatory response; toll-like receptor signaling pathway. NCBI's taxonomy places the organism in Eukaryota, Metazoa, Chordata, Mammalia, Rodentia, Muridae. Gene Ontology annotation, cellular component: plasma membrane. The record is from RefSeq and is a predicted model, not a curated record.